This is a messenger RNA of Emys orbicularis (European pond turtle), 3138 nucleotides long. RefSeq names its product FERM domain containing 4A (gene FRMD4A). Lineage: Eukaryota; Metazoa; Chordata; Testudines; Emydidae. The coding region runs from base 1 to 3138 and encodes 1045 amino acids. The record is from RefSeq and is a predicted model, not a curated record. The transcript is spliced from 23 exons. Gene Ontology annotation, biological process: establishment of epithelial cell polarity. Gene Ontology annotation, cellular component: cytoskeleton; bicellular tight junction; adherens junction.
AUGGUAGUGCAGACAGCUGUGACUCCCGGUAGGACCCGAAGACUUUUGUUCAAAAUACCAUAUGGAUCACUGAGAAGACGCAGUGUGGAAAGGAUGACGGAGGGCCGCCGAUGUCAAGUGCACCUCCUCGAUGACAGGAAGCUGGAACUUCUCGUGCAGCCAAAGCUUUUGGCCAAGGAGCUGCUCGACCUGGUGGCAUCUCAUUUCAACCUGAAGGAGAAAGAAUACUUUGGAAUUGCCUUCACAGAUGAAACGGGACAUUUAAACUGGCUUCAGCUGGACCGUAGAGUGCUAGAACAUGACUUCCCCAAAAAGUCAGGACCAGUUGUUUUGUACUUCUGUGUCAGGUUCUACAUUGAGAGCAUAUCUUAUUUAAAGGAUAAUGCCACCAUCGAGUUGUUUUUCUUGAAUGCAAAGUCCUGUAUUUACAAGGAACUCAUUGAGGUUGACAGCGAGGUGGUGUUUGAAUUGGCCGCGUACAUCUUGCAGGAGGCGAAAGGAGAUUUUGCAAGCAAUGAAAUUGUAAAGACUGACUUGAAGAAGCUUCCAGCCCUUCCAACGCAAGCCCUGAAGGAGCACCCUUCCCUUGCUUACUGCGAGGACAGAGUCAUCGAGCAUUACAAGAAACUGAGUGGUCAGACAAGAGGCCAAGCGAUUGUAAAUUACAUGAGCAUUGUAGAAUCCCUCCCAACAUAUGGAGUCCAUUAUUAUGCAGUAAAGGACAAGCAGGGAAUUCCCUGGUGGUUAGGACUUAGCUACAAGGGCAUUUUUCAGUACGACUACCACGACAAAGUGAAACCAAGAAAGAUCUUCCAAUGGAGGCAGCUAGAGAACCUGUACUUCCGCGAGAAGAAGUUUUCCGUGGAAGUUCACGACCCACGCAGGGCGUCUGUGACCAGGAGAACGUUUGGGCACAGUGGCAUUGCCGUGCAUACAUGGUACGCCUGUCCUGCAUUGAUCAAGUCCAUUUGGGCUAUGGCCAUUAGCCAGCACCAGUUCUACCUGGACAGAAAGCAGAGUAAGUCCAAGAUUCAUGCUGCGAGAAGCUUAAGUGAAAUCGCUAUUGACCUGACUGAAACGGGAACGCUGAAGACUUCAAAACUAGCCAACAUGGGAAGCAAAGGCAAAAUUAUCAGCGGCAGCAGUGGCAGUCUUUUGUCAUCCGGUUCCCAAGAGUCAGAUAGCUCUCAGUCUGCCAAGAAAGACAUGCUGGCUGCAUUGAAAUCCAGGCAGGAAGCUCUGGAAGAGACACUGCGCCAGCGACUGGAGGAGCUAAAGAAACUGUGUCUCCGAGAAGCGGAGCUCACAGGAAAGCUGCCCAGGGAAUACCCCCUAGAUCCAGGGGAGGAGCCACCUAUUGUAAGGAGAAGAAUAGGGACUGCCUUUAAACUGGAUGAACAGAAAAUACUGCCUAAAGGAGAGGAAGCGGAGCUGGAGCGCCUGGAGAGGGAAUUUGCAAUUCAGUCCCAGAUCACUGAGGCUGCUCGGCGCCUGGCCAGUGACCCCAACGUCAGCAAAAAGCUGAAGAAACAAAGGAAAACCUCCUACCUUAAUGCCCUAAAGAAACUGCAGGAGAUCGAAAAUGCCAUCAAUGAGUACCGCAUCAAAUCUGGAAAGAAGCCAACGCAGAGAGCCUCCCUGAUCAUAGACGAAGGAAACAUCGCCAGUGAAGAUAGCUCCCUCUCAGAUGCCCUUGUUCUUGAGGAUGAGGAUUCUCAGGUUACCAGCACAAUAUCCCCCUUACAGUCACCUCACAAAGGACUCCCUCCCCGGCCGCCCCUACAUAACAGACCACCUCCUCCACAGUCAUUGGAAGGACUCAGACAAAUGCACUACCACCGGAAUGAUUAUGACAAGUCCCCUAUCAAGCCCAAGAUGUGGAGCGAAUCAUCCCUGGAUGAACCCUACGAGAAGGUCAAGAAACGCUCCUCACACAGUCAUUCCAGCAGUCAUAAGCGGUUCCCCAGCACAGGAAGCUGUGCAGAGGCUGGAGGGAGCAGCUCUCUGCAAAAUAGCCCCAUCAGGAGCCUCCCGCAUUGGAAUUCCCAGUCCAGCAUGCCAUCUACACCAGAUCUACGGGUACGCAGUCCGCAUUAUGUCCAUUCCACUAGGUCAGUAGACAUCAGCCCGACCAGACUGCACAGCUUAGCUCAGCACUUUAGACACAGAAGCUCCAGCUUAGAGUCACAAGGCAAGCUCCUUGGGUCAGAGAACGAGACGGGGAGCCCCGAUUUCUACACCCCAAGGACUCGUAGCAGUAAUGGCUCUGACCCCAUGGACGACUGCUCUUCCUGCACCAGCCAUUCCAGCUCUGAGCACUACUACCCUGCUCAGAUGAACGCCAACUACUCCACCCUGGCCGAGGAUUCCCCCUCAAAAGCCAGAGAGCGGCAGAGGCAAAGGCACAAAUCUGCGGGAAACCUGGUCUCUUCUAAUUCAGGGAGCAUGCCCAACCUGGCGGCAAGGAAUGGAACCGGGCACCCCGGGGUCUACCUGCACAGCCAGAGCCAGCCUUCCUCUCAGUACAGGAUCAAAGAGUACCCCCUGUACAUCGAAGGCAGCUCCACGCCCGUGGUGGUGCGCAGCCUGGAGAACGACCAGGAGGGACACUACAGCGUGAAAGCACAAUUUAAAACCUCCAACUCCUACACGGCAGGGGGGAUGUUUAAAGAGACCUGGCACGGGGACGAAGUGGACUCGGUAAGACUGACCCCCUCCCGUUCUCAGAUCAUAAGGACGCCAUCUCUGGGCAGAGAAGGCCACGAGAAGGGCUCGGGCAGGACUGCAGUAUCAGAUGAACUCCGGCUGUGGUACCAGCGGUCCACAGCCUCCCACAAGGAGCACAGCCGCCUGUCGCACACCAGCUCCACCUCCUCGGACAGCAGCUCCCAAUACAGCACAUCUUCUCAAAGCACCUUUGUGGCACACAGCAGGGUAACGAGGAUGCCUCAAAUGUGUAAAGCAACAUCAGCUGCCUUACCUCACAGCCAGAGGAGUUCAACACCUUCUAGUGAACUAGCAGCUACACCACCAAGCAGUCCCCACCACAUCGUAGCAUGGCAGACUGGAGAAGCAACAGACAACUCACCCACUAUGGAUGAGUCUCAGUCUCCAACUCACCAAAGUACUGAUGAAUAG